Molecule: messenger RNA, 2585 nt
Organism: Porites evermanni
Lineage: Eukaryota; Metazoa; Cnidaria; Anthozoa; Scleractinia; Poritidae
Source: the annotation of a GenBank genome assembly
AUGUUAAAACGUCUAUCUCAAAAAAACAAAAAAUUACAGAAUUAUGUAUGGAGUUGUUUGAGGAAAAACGUACCAAAGUCAUCGAAAAUUCAUCGUUUUAUUAAACAUACUACAAGACGGCAGAAACGUACACACAAGAUUGCUGUCAGAUUUGUACAAAAAAUGAGAAGGAAACCAAUUUUUAGACCAAGAAAAAUUAAUUCUUUAGUGAAAUAUGGUUACAAUUCAAGUAAAGAUAAACAUGGCAAGAAAUAUUUCAAAUACUUUAGAUUGUUUUGCUGCAAUUUCCCACAUAGUGAGUACAAAAAUGUUACUCAUAAAAGGAACUGUACAAGGUACAGGCUUUCAAAUGAUAUAGAGAAAAACCCUGGUCCUCUUAUGCACGGUGUUGAUCCUACUAAAACAAUACAAGCACCAUAUAGUCAAGGAGAUGUUCAUGUAUUUGGGCAAAAUGCAGGGCAGCAAUGUGUUGCAAUGAGUUUAUGUGCUUUAAUAUACCAUAAUACGAAAGGAAUCAGUAACUCUGGUGACUUAAGGUGGCUCCGUAAUUAAUACUAGAGCAUUUUGCUGUGACAAAUUUUUGGUCAUAACUUUUUCGAUUUUAACGCGAUGGCUGCGAAACUUUGCAAAGAACAACAGAUAUCAUUCGGCAAUAAUACGAAAUAUUUCGAUUUCAUUGAUGAUAAAUAUGUCUUGAGAAAUUAGCGCUUAAAAGGACCCUACUGUUCAAAGAAAAUCGCGUCUAGUAAAAAAUUUUGCUGAUAUUUUUUACUGAAAUUUCUGGUAUCGGCUUCAAUUGAUAUAAUAAAUAUGCCAGAGGAAUUUCAGAAAAAUCGUUGGAGCAGAAGUCCGUAACUAAAAGUCGCUCAAAAUUCAGCUGUGAAAUUGUUUUGGAAUUUCAAAAAUAAAUUACUAUCAGGAAGAAGGAGCCACCAGUUUGAAUUUUCGGGGCCAGUAAAUUCAACGUUUGCUAAUUCUUAAAACAAAAGCCGAUUGCCUAUCGUGCUAUUCUUUAAAAGGUACUUUUUAGUUUUAGAAGCACUAUAAAUUGCUCCAAACCUUGCUCUGAAGUAGAAUUACUUGUUCUUCGACAGUUUUAAAAUAUCCCUUGGCAGUUUUGGCUCAAACUCCUGCUGCAUACAUUUUGAUGUAUUGCAAUGCAUUUUCAACGACUUGUAGUGCUGUUCGUUGCUUCCAACACAGGAAAAAAGUAUUGAGAUUGGACGCUACCUCGUAUCAGAGCUCAGAUAGAACUGUCCAACACCUUUGUUUAUGACUACAAAAUGAGCACGAGCUGCAGUUCUGCGAGGAAUUCUCACCUCACCCAGGGGGGACGAACGACAAUGAUGACCAUGCCUGUGAACCGAAUAACAUCACAGUGCAAAAUAAAAUUAUCGCAAAAAUACUGCCCGUGAAUAAAUUUACAACUCUGAAAUUUUUGUCACUCCUUCCUUCAAUGAAUGGGUAUUUUUUUCUUGAUUAUUAUGUUUUGCUCUGCAAUACAUGUUUAUACAGAUCGGUUCACAGACAUGGGCAUCAUUGUCAUUCGUCCCCCCUGGCUGAGGUGCGAAUUCCUCGCAGAGCUGCCGCUCGUGCUCAUUUUCUGGUCAUAAACAAAGGUGCUGGACAGUUCUAUCUGAGCUUCGAUACAAGGUAGCUUACAAUCCCAAUACCUUUUUCCUGAAUUGGAAACAACGUACAGCAGGAAAAGCCGUUGAGGAUGCAUUGCAAUACAUCAAAAUGUAUGUAGCAGGAGUUUGAACCAAAACUGCCAAGGGAUAUUUUAAAAAUGUCGAGGAACAAGUCAUUCGACGUCAGAGCAAAGUUUGGAGCAAUUUAUAGUGCUUCUAAAACUGAAAAGUACCUUUUAAAGAAUAGCACGAUAGGCAAUCGGCUUCUGUUUUCAGAAUUAGCAAACACUGAAUUUACUUGUCCCGAAAAUUCAAACUGGUGUCUCCUUCUUCCUGAUAGUAAUUUAUUUUUGAAAUUCCAAAACAAUUUCACAGCUGAAUUUUGAGCGACUUUUAGUUACGGACUUCUGCUCCAACGAUUUUUCUGAAAUUCCUCUGGCAUAUUUAUUAUAUCAAUUAAAGCCGAUACUAGAAAUUUCAGUAAAAAAUAUCAGCAAAAUUUUUUACUAGACGCGAUUUUCUUUGAACAGUAGGGUCCUUUUGAGCGCUAAUUUCUCAAGAAAUAUUUACCAUCAAUGAAAUCGGAAUAUUUCGUAUUAUUGCCGAAUGAUAUCUGUUGUUCUUUACAAAGUUUCGCAGCCAUCGCGUUAAAAUCGAAAAAGUUAUGACGGAAAAUUUGUCACCGCUAAAUCCUCUUGUAUUAAUUACGGAGCCACCUUAAAACAAAUAAUGCAUAUUGGCAAUCAACUUUACAGUAGUUUAUCACAACUAGCAAGAUGCUCUUAUUUACUGCUAACUGAGUUACCAACAAUGCUCACAGUAGCAGAAGAAAAUUUCCGGCUGGAAUACAGUGCAAGCUAUAGUGGCAAUGUCCAUGGUGAGGCUAUCAUUGAAGGAUACGAAUACUGUUUAGGCCUAAAAAGAGCUUUUGAGUCAUUGAUAUCACAACAAUAG